Molecule: messenger RNA, 1970 nt
Organism: Camponotus floridanus (Florida carpenter ant)
Lineage: Eukaryota; Metazoa; Arthropoda; Insecta; Hymenoptera; Formicidae
Product: WW domain-binding protein 11
Exons: 7
Coding region: 129-1826 (565 amino acids)
Biological process (GO): mRNA cis splicing, via spliceosome
Cellular component (GO): spliceosomal complex
Source: RefSeq, a predicted model, not a curated record
UUCUGAUCAAUACAUCUUUGAAAUGUUGGAUGUGUUAUCCCUUUUCUCAAACAACGUAAAUAAUAUUAUUGACAUAAAAUUUUGCAGAAUUUUGUCAAUAAAAUUGUGGUGAUAAAAAUAACGCAAAAAUGGGACGCCGUUCGAUUAAUACCACAAAGAGUGGGAAAUAUAUGAAUCCCACUGAUCAAGCACGAAAGGAAGCGCGUAAGAAGGAAUUAAAAAAGAAUAAAAAGCAACGACAAUUAGUAAGAGCAGCUGUUUUAAAAGGCAAAGAUCCAGCGCAGAUUAUUGAAGAAAUGGAGAAGAUUGAUCAAAUGGAAUACAAUGUAAUGCAACCACCUCCUUUGAAUGAAAAAGUUUUGAAGGAUAAACGAAAAAAACUUAAGGAGACUUUAGACCGUGUCUUAAAAAUGUAUGCAAAAGAUGAUCAAGAAAAAUGGUCAGAAUUAAAGGAACAAUUGAUACAAUAUGAACGUAGAAGGAUAGACUUAGUUUCUUAUUUUGAAGCUGUACGACAUGCGCAACAAGUACAAGUUGAUGAAAUUCCAUUGCCAUCGGCUGCUAAUGAUAUAUCCAGGAUGUAUCCAGGAUCUUUGACAUCGCAGAUCCCAUUACCAGAUAUGCCACAACCACCUGCACAUAUGUAUCCACCUCAUCCUCAUUAUAUAUCACAGCAUCAUCCUCUAAUAAAUAUCCCGAUACCACCAAGCAUCUUAAAAAAGACUAGUGCAUAUGCUACUUCUUCAUCUGUACCAACAUUGGCACCUAAUAAGGAGCCACCUGGUGUACCACCAUUUCCACCUCCUGAGCUAUCAAGUGAUGAUGAAGACACAGUUGAACAUGUUAAAGAUCCACCAGCAAAAUCAAGAACGAUACGAUUUGCUGAUGACAAAGAGGACAAUAAACAAGAGUCAGAAAAUAAGGAAAAAGAUGUGGAGAAAGAGAAGGAAAAAGACAGAGACAUGGCAAAAGUCAAACCAACUACGUUGCAGCAGAAAAUGUUAGCUAUGGCUGGUCAAGAUAUUGAUCAGUUUAUGCGAGAGAUGGAAGUUGUUCAUAAAAAGAGGGAGACUGAGCGUGCUCAAGAUCUUAAUGCACGAUUAUCGCUAUUGGAAGCAGAAAACGAACCUAAUGCUAAAUCUAAUAAUAACAAGUCCAAUAAUAAGGGAGAUGACGAAGAGUUGGAACCGCCUGGGGCAUCGGAUCAUCUCUCCGGCCAUGGGCAACACGCGUCUCAUCCUCAUACACAGCAUGCGCAGCAACAUGUGAUGCCGCCAAUGGGUAUACCACCUCCACCCUUACUUUAUCGGCCACCUCCACCGCCAUUACAUCUCAGAAUGCCACCGCCGCCACCGCCUCGUAUCGGACUUCGAUUACCACCUGGUCCUCCACCUGGAAUGCCAAGAAUAUUGAGACCCGGACCUCCUAGCAUUCCCAGAAUGCCACCACCUCAAAUGCAAAUGUCAAAUAUGUCAAAUAUGUCGAAUAUUACAAAUCCUCAAAUGCAAACGCAAUCUGGAACGACUGCACAGCCUAAGACGCCCAACGUUCUUUCUGCUGCACCACAAUUAAUCAAUAGAAAAGACAAAGAUGGAAAAAGUAGUACUACUAUCGAGGCAAAACCACAAAUUAGGAAUCUGGCUGCUGAUGUUACAAGAUUCUUACCAACAUCCCUGCGGGUGAAGAGAGAUGAUAAGAAAAAAUCCAGCAGUAUUUCUAGAAUUACAGAAAGAUUACCGGAAACACAACCACUUAGAACAACACAACCUAAGACAAAAGAUGAUGCAUAUAUGCAGUUUAUGCAAGAAAUGGAAGGAUUACUCUGAAAAUUGAUAGAAAAUAUAUAAUUAAUUCAAUUUUAUUCAAUUGGAGUAAUCAAUAUAAACAUUUGUAUAAUAUACAAGCAUCAUUAAAAACAUAUGAUUUUUGUUAUUACUUAAUAUCAGCUGUGAAUAUUUUUUAAUUUAUGG